Puccinia graminis f. sp. tritici CRL 75-36-700-3 is the source of this 1617-nucleotide messenger RNA. RefSeq lists its product as uncharacterized. The transcript is spliced from 4 exons. NCBI's taxonomy places the organism in Eukaryota, Fungi, Basidiomycota, Pucciniomycetes, Pucciniales, Pucciniaceae. The record is from RefSeq and is a predicted model, not a curated record. The coding region runs from base 563 to 1249 and encodes 228 amino acids.
UUUCUGCGUCGAUAUUUGUGGAGAUGGAGAUGACCGUCCCUAAAAAGUUUACCCACUGUUACAAGAUGGGAGUGGGUGACGGCGUUCUGAAUCAAAACACUAUUUAAAGAGAGCUCCUUCCCCUCCAUCCCCCUCUUGCUCUUGCUCUUUCUUCUCCAUCUCCCUCAGAAAUAGACAACUCCACGACCACAACCCCGCCUGCCCAAGUCAUCAUCCCUGUGCCUCCUGACCGUUGCCUCAGUGCUCAACUCAUCCUCCUUUCGCCGGAUUUUCACCCUUUGCUCUUCUUAAGCUGUCGAGGAGAAACGCGUCCGCUUGUUGACCGCCUGAUCUCCUACCCCUCUCCCUGCUCUGUCCAUUCUUCCCUUGGUCAUUGAGAAAAUCACCGUAGAUUAGGAAUUUGGUCCAUCUGACCGCCUACCAGCUUGUCUUUGAAGUUUUCUACUAUUUUUCAUAUCCCCUUCUCCAACCAUCCUUAAGCCAAGCUUGAUCUCUUGACCUAGACAGGACACUUUCCCUCAUCUUCUCUCGUCGAUCAAACCCCCUUCAUCUCCCGAUCAUCAUGUCAAGUGUAGAGUCAGCCGCGACUGUUCAACCAGUGAUCAAGGAUGUCCAGACCUUGAAGGCCAACCUAAAGGAGCAAGAGAAACGCGCUCGGAGUGAGAAUGAAGUCGAAGAGGUAGCACCUGUCUCGGUCACCGACCAACAAACACCAGUUCAGGACGAUGCUGGCGAGCAAAGAAAGCGUCGAAAGGUCAGCAACCCCACUGGGCCCACCAAGGAAUCCCAAGAGCCGCUCUUGGAUGGUCCUCUCCCUGCAACCUCCACCGAGUCGGUCGAGCCCUCUAACGGCACUACUCACUCCAUUAACGGAGCUGCCAAAACCGAGAAGGAUGCCCCAUCGGCAGCACCGGUUGCGGCAAGCCCCUGUGCUAAAGCCACCGAGCCAGCUCAAUCACUCGCCCCAAAGACGACGGCUCCGGAGGCAAAAGCUAGUGCUCCCUCCGAGGAAAAUAAAAGUCAAGCCAAGGCAGCCACUGUUCCCGCACCAACUGAGGUAGCAAACGAACCGGCUGCUUCUAAUGAUGAAUCAAAAACUGAAACGGCCAAUCACGAAAAAUCCGAUGCUAAAGCUGCCCAUCCUGAAGCUGGCAAAGCGGAGCCAGCAGUAUCAACCGAGAUCAAAGACAAAGCUCCCCAGACCGCCGCAAAGCCUGCCGAAGCCGUUGCGAUCACCGCCUCGUCUUGAAAGAUCUCACAUACAUUUCCCUCUCGGACUUCUCAUGUUGUACGCGCUCCCUCUUCCGGGUGAAAAGCCAUCCUUUGUUUUUCGCAAAUCGGCUCGUGCUAUCACUUUUACGUUAUCCCAAUUAUCCCAAUCUGAAAUUGUUCUCUCCGAAUGAACUUCUCCUUCCCCCCCCCCCCCCAAAAAAAAAAGAAAAAAAAAAAACUGUGCGGCUUCGGGGCCUGCUUUCCAUCUGUAUUAUUUCUUUCUCUAUCUAAAAGUGAACUAGUAGAGUUUUUGUUCCUGAUCUUUAGCUUUAUACAAUUGACGUGUGUAAUCACCAGAGUGAAUCUGUUUUUCCUUCAAGAAAAUAUAAAAAAAAUGUAUCUCAG